Molecule: messenger RNA, 2091 nt
Organism: Mesocestoides corti
Lineage: Eukaryota; Metazoa; Platyhelminthes; Cestoda; Cyclophyllidea; Mesocestoididae
Source: the annotation of a GenBank genome assembly
AUGGCUCAUAUUAAUGCAGAAUACUCGCGCGACGAGGACUGUCACAUUGCCAACAUUGUGAAGGCAAUUAAACUAUGGAAAGAGACGCCCCGCAAACGAAUAAGUGGGAUAGCUAACCAGGGAGCAACAUGCUACUUAAAUACACUUUUGCAAACGUUACUACAUACGCCCGACCUAACGAGUGAGUCGGGAUUCUCCUGAAAUGGUGACCCAGUUUCUGCGAAACCGCUCACAGACAGUUUUGGUUGGAGUUCAGACGAGGUGUUGGUUCAUCAAGAUAUCCAAGAGCUGAAUCGUUUACUGUUUGAACAACUUGAGAAUAAUUUGAAAGACACCUCCGAGAAGUCUUUGAUAAGUGACCUUUACAGGGGAGUCUUGAGAACCUGGACGAGCAAGUUCACGGAAUUACCGCCUAUUUUGACUCUCUCCUUGUCACGUUUCUACUACGAUGCCAAAACCAUGGAAUCGUGCAAGCUUGACAAGAUGUGCAGCUUCCCCAUUCUCCUCGACAUGACCAAUUACGUGGCAGGAAAGAUGACCUUGCCAGUUACCUACGACCUAUUCUCCAUUGUCAUCCACGUUGGCGCGGCGGCCUGUGGGGGUCACUACCACGCCUUUAUUAAGGAUCCCUACGGAUAUAUCGGCGGUAGCGUGCCUCCCGAUUUCAUGCCCAAAGAGCCAACGUCUGAUCCGAAACCGCAGUCUAGUCACGUAACAGAUCCCAUUCAGACCAACACAAACCACCCUUUCAUGUGCUACCGCGAUUCCUCGGAAACCACCACCGCACAACGAGUGCGGGCCCAGUCACAACAGCGGUACUUCCAACCCUGCCCGCGACGGAGCGAAUCAGACCAGGACCCGACACGAGCGCCCCUGGUGAACAAUGUCACCUCCGUGUCGGCAGUUAAAUUUGGACGAAUUCCUCGAGUUUCGCUGCUGGGCAAGGCGCUCAGAGCGCCUGGUGCUGGCAGCCACAACUUCCCCCACAGCAAGGACGCCAACUCAACCACAUCGGGCGUUUCUAGCUCCAGUGAAGAGGCCAAAAGCUUGACGCAAAGUAAAGUUGCGAUUGGGUCGAAAAAUUUACCGGUGGACCUCAGAGGGCGGAGCAAUUUACGUGAAAAUUUAACAGCAAGGAACUUGAGGACAGAGCUGUUAGCAACCAAGCCAAAGUGGAGAACUUACAGCCAGUUUGUUAACAGCAUGCGUAGAGGUCUUGCCUCAUGUCAGCAGUCACAGACGCGUUCCGCCAGCACUUACCGUUCAAACUGCAACACCACUUCAAACUCGCAGCUCGUUUUCUCCUCAAGGACGAGUAAUCGUUCACGCGAGCCCUCGUCUCUUGCUGGUGGCACCCACGUGUAUCGUCGAAAGCCCUCAACACCAACUUCAGUAACCCACUCAGAUAGCACGAUCGAUAUUGACGUGAGUGACAAGUCAGACUGGACGAGUGGCCCACACAAGGCUCGAGAAGCCUUUACUACUAGCCGAAAUAACGACGACAGCAAGGUAUCCAAACGUCAGUCUUCAGUGGGUCCUUCGAAUACCCAGUCGCAACGCACGCCUCGGUCUUCUUCUGGUUUCGCCGAGGCCUGGCAGUCGAGACUCUUUGGACAGUACCACAAACCACACAUCCUGUCUUCUUCGGGCUUGCAUGAGUCUAGAAGCUCAUCGAAGACUCCAACAAGGGCGUCUCUGAAAAGCUCGCCUUCUGUGUGUUUGGAAGGGGACAAUGAUGCCUCCACAGUGCCCUUGGCCAGUACAAAGGACUCGGUCAUUCUGAACAGGCAUCAGAAGAGGGUAGAUAGAAUAGAAGCCCCUUCCACCUACACGUCGGAAGGGUCGCUGACUACCCACGUGGGAAACAGAAUCUCUCCAAAGGGGACACAAGAAACUGACAGCGUUCAAGUACCCUGCAGUGCGCUAAGGAUAACUCGAGGUGGCGAAACCCCCGUCAUCUACGGAAAGUGGUUUGAUUUCAAUGACGACGUUGUGACGGAAGUCAGCUGCGAAAGCUUUAAGCGGGUUUUUCAGGGCCUUGAGUGUGCGUACAUGUUAUUCUACAAGAGGACUGGACAGUCUAUUUCUUAA